This is a messenger RNA of Calidris pugnax (ruff), 4843 nucleotides long. It is a transcript of the gene KIF20A, whose product is annotated as kinesin family member 20A. The record is from RefSeq and is a predicted model, not a curated record. The transcript is spliced from 19 exons. Gene Ontology annotation, cellular component: kinesin complex; microtubule; nucleus. Lineage: Eukaryota; Metazoa; Chordata; Aves; Charadriiformes; Scolopacidae. Gene Ontology annotation, biological process: microtubule-based movement. Gene Ontology annotation, molecular function: ATP hydrolysis activity; microtubule binding; ATP binding. Bases 218 to 2878 code for a protein of 886 amino acids.
AGUAGGUACUGGGCGGCCGCGAGGUGGGCGCGAGGCGGCGGCGGAGCAGCGGGAGCGGGCCGCUGAGAGGCCGGGUCUGUGUGGGAAGCGGAGGCCGCACCGCGGCUCCGUAGGGAUACCCCGACGGGAAGGGGGGAGCGGUGGCGGCCGCCAUUUCGUGCGUGUGUGGAGAGCCGGUGCGGCAGUCCGUCCGUGUGCGGGAGCUGUGUGACACACCAUGGCAAAAGCACUUGCCUCACCAGGAUUGUUCUCAGAUGAAGAUGUUGCAGCCUCCCCUGUUCUCGAAUCCACAGCGACAGGGUUUGGGCCUGAUGUGCGCAAGGACCUGCUGUCGGAGUUCUCUGCCAUCUCUCCCAAUAUGGAGGGAUCCCAGCAGGCUGUAGCUGAAGACAAUGAUGGAAAACUAAAGGUGUAUCUGAGAGUUCGACCCCUGAAACCUACAGAAUUGGAAAAAGGGGAAGACCAGGGCUGUGUCUGCAUUGAGAAUUCGGAGACCCUUCUUCUCAAAGCCCCGAAGGACUCCUUCACCAUGCGGAGCACAGAACGCGGAGUGGGACAAGCAGCACACAGAUUCUCUUUCACCCAGAUCUUUGGACCAGAAGUGGGACAGAAAUCGUUCUUUGAUGAGACAAUGAAGCAGGUAGUAAAGGAUGUACUGAAUGGACAGAACUGGCUGGUUUACACCUAUGGCAUCACCAAUUCAGGGAAGACUCACACUAUUCAGGGCAGCAACAAAGAUGGGGGGAUUCUGCCUCGCUCCUUAGCGGUCAUCUUCAACAGCGUGGGGGACCAGCUGUACCAAGCCAUGGAUCUGAAGCCUUCCUUCUCCAGUGAGGUGAUCUGGCUGGACAGCAGGCAGGUGCGGCAGGAAGAGGUCAAGAAGCAGACCAUGCUGCGAGGGGGUCAGUGGGAGGAGGAGCUGUUAACACCAAUGAAGAGGAGUCAUAGUGCCGAAUCUCAGCUCCACGCCACCACCAGUGGCAGUUUUGACAGUGGAGUUGCUGGCCUCUCUUCAUCUAGCCAACUCACCAACCAUUCAGACAUCAGUCAGGCAGAAGAUCUGGGCCCUCGCUGGGCUGACUUGGAUCGUAUUUCACUCACCAACACAGGAGAUGUGCAGUUCUCCAUCUGGGUCUCCUUCUUUGAGAUUUACAAUGAGUUUAUCUAUGACUUGUUAGAACAAGCUCCACCUGGUCAGAACCGCAAGAGGCAGACACUGCGGCUCUGUGAAGACCAGACUGGCAACCCCUAUGUGAAAGAUCUGAACUGGAUCAAUGUCUGUGAUGCUGAUGAGGCCUGGAAACUUCUCAAACUGGGUCGGAAAAAUCAGAGUUUUGCUACCACCCAGAUGAAUCAGAACUCCAGUCGCAGUCACAGUGUCUUCUCCAUUCGGAUUCUGCACUUGCAAAGAGGUGGCAGUGAAGUUGUUCCAAAAAUCAGCGAGUUAUCCCUGUGUGACCUUGCUGGGUCAGAGCGCUGCAAAGCCCAGAAAAGCGGGGACCGAAUGAAAGAAGCAAGUAACAUCAAUACCUCCCUCCACACACUGGGUCGCUGCAUCGCUGCCCUGCGCCAGAACCAGCAGUCCAAAGUGAAGCAGACUGUGGUUCCCUUCCGGGACAGCAAGCUAACGCGUGUGUUCCAGGGUUUCUUCACUGGCCGUGGGCGCUCUUGCAUGAUUGUCAACAUUAAUCAGUGUGCAUCUACAUAUGAUGAAACUCUUCAUGUAGCCAAGUUCUCAGCCAUUGCCAGCCAGCUUGUUCAGGUGCCUCCCUCAAAGCUGAGACUUCCAUCCAUCCAAUCAAUCAUCAAAGAGCACAGCAGGCGAACCAGCCAGGGUCUAGAGGCAGCCGCAAAGGAAGAAACGGAAUCAGAAGAGGAAAGUGAGGAUGAAGCAGAUGUCACCAUGUAUGAGAAGGAGGAUUUGUUGCGUGUAGUGGAAGCUGCACGAGAGCUGCUGGUGCAAGAGCGGCGGGACAAGCUGCAGCUAGAAAUGCGUCUCCGUGAGGAGAUCUGCAAUGAGAUGUGGGAGCACAUGCAACAGAAGGAGCAGUGGUGCAGCCAGUAUGUGGACUCUCAGGAGCAGAUCUUGGAGGAACUGUAUGAGAAUAAACUGAAUAACCUGAAGGAGUCACUAACCGACUAUUACCAGGAGGAGAUCCAGGAGCGUGAUGAGAAGAUCGAGGAGCUCCAAGUUGCUCUGCAGGAGGCAAAACAAAAAUUGGAGAACCUGGAUACUAAGCAAAAGGGGCAAGACUCGGGGCAAGGCUUGCGUCGAUCCAAGCGAGUGGCCACCUCCUGCACUCUGCAGCAGGAACUGGCAGACACUAAAGCCAAACUGGAGCAAUGUCAAAUGGAGUUAAACACUGCAAAUGCAGAGUUGUGCAAGUACCAGAAAUUACUGGAGCCGCCUCCCUCUGCCAAACCCAUUACUAUGGAUGUAGACAGGAAGCUGGAGGAUGGACAAAAGAAUGUCAGAUUGCUGCGUUCAGAACUACAAAAACUUGGGGAGUCUCUUCAGUCUGCAGAGAGGGCGUGCUGCCACAGUACAAGUGCAGGGAAACUUCGAGAAGCCCUCUGUACCUGUGAUGACAUUCUGACUAGACAGGACCAAACGCUGGCAGAACUACAGAACAACAUGAUGCUGGUGAAGCUCGACCUGCGGAAGAAAGCAGCUUGUAUUGCUGAGCAGUACCACACUGUGCAGAAGCUCCAGGCGGCUCCACCAUCUACCUUAAAGAAACGGUUCUGUGCCAACAGGGAAAACCUACAACCUAAUCAACCUCCUGGUAAAAAGCCCUUCCUGCACAACCUUCUGUCAUGUUCAGCCAGUCGUCCUGCUGCUGGCAGAGGGUGGCAACUACGUUCAGUUGCUCAGUGACUUUUCACAGAGAUCCCUGCUCCACUAUUACUGGGAACAGGUGUCGAAUCCAAUAUAAAGGCAUCUAUUUUUCUUUGUGUGCUUGUUUAUUGUUACGGUAGCUGCUUGAGAGCUUAUGUAAACAUUUUUGGAUAUGUAUGGUUAAACUUUUAAUUGAUACCAAAGUCAACAAAAUGACCUUUUGUGAUUUAAACAAUACAACGAGGAAACUCUUUAAAUAUAAAAUAAAGCAGAUGACAAAGUUGUUUAACAUCUUCAACUAUGUUGGCACAUAAUUAAAAAUAAGUUCGCAAGAUUCUCCUCAAAAGGUAUUUUCCCUUCCUUGAAUUAUAAUCCUUUAUUAAAGUAUACUCGUUCUAGGUCACGUCUGUUCUCCUGGAUCUUGGCUUGCAGUUCAGGCUCCAAGCGUGUUACAGACAUAGAACUAAGCAAAAGAAACAGUAAAAUGGUUACAUAUAACAAGCACUUGAAUGUAAAAUAAGAUGGACAAUGCAUCCAGUCAAACUUCCUGGAUUGUGAAAAGAGUUUUUAGAGUUCUUUUUUAGCUUCUUGUGAAGGAAUCGUGCUCACAGACAGGGGCAAAUGAAUCCUUGCUUAAAAGACCAGUAAGCCUACCCAGUCACGAAUAGUUGUUGCUACUACCAUGAGGGUAGGAAUUAAUCUGCUAGGUGACUGAAACAGCUGCAAUUUCUUAAAUACCCUUUCAGGUCUAAUUUUCCUGUGAUAUAUUUUAGCUGUGGCUAAACUAAAGACCUGUACCACACUUGCUAUGCCAGUUUGUAAAGUCAUCUCCAGGUAGCCUAGUGACACUCAUUUACUACAACUCUCUACUCCGUGUCAGGCAGGGAAACAGUGUCACAGCUGCUUUGUUGUACUCAAAUUAUUGCAUUGGAUGAGAAUUAGGUAUUGUUUUCUGGAAGUCAAAAGCUACUUUAGUUGCUCAAUAUUUAAUAUUUUAACGGAUUCAGCUCCAGCUUGCAUUGUUUAAGCUACACUUGGCAGCUUGUCAAGUUCAGACAACCACUAACACUAUGAGGAGGGUAGCUUUGUUGAAUUUAAGCCUGUGUUCAUACUACAUACUGAAAAUUUAGCUGACUCUGUACAUAAACCCAUCCAGGUUUCAUUAUAAUUUAAGCUACAAUGAUUGUUUCUAAGACUGCUUGCAGUACAGAGCUAUCUGUGUAUUGAUGACAAAUUCUUUCUGGAAAAAUAUUAAUAGUCAAGUGCUGUUCUGUAUAACCAGAGGUGUUUCCAGCUGAAAAUAAAAUGGGAUCUGACUGUAUCUAAUGAAGCCAUAACAUUACUGGACAUGAAUGUAUUGUUUGUACCAUGUUAGCCUUUUUAAUGAAUCAUUUCUGUGAUUCUUAACGCUGUAUUAUCAAACUUAAACUUUUCAGCUUGAAAUAGCAUGGUUCAACUACUCACCUAAACCUCUUGUUCACUAUUCUUCUGGAGCUGCAUCUCAAGCUGCUAGGAGUUUGUAAACUAUUGUAUAUUGCUGACAAGUAACAUGGUUAUUGCUUUUUUGAAUAUUCUCAUGUUUAUCACAUUUGUUAUAUGGGAAUGAUGACUGUAUGCUCCAGGAGGCAACGACCACUUGUUUCUGUCUUUUUGCAGCAGCUUGCAUCUGGGAGUGUAACAUUAAAGUAAGAAUCAUGUAACAGGAAUACAUACCUCUUUUGAGGAAACAGCGCACAACACAGGGGUGUUGCAAACACGAGACUAGAGGAGACAAAAAUGGGUUGACAAUAUUAGGGUGCUAAAAGAAAAUUCAAAGCCCUUAGGCAUAGUCUUCCCAGCAGAAAGCUUUUUAUUUUUGUAUACAGUGAGGUAAAGUUCCAUGAAGUGCUAUGUAACCUCUCUUUCUCACUGCAUUAUACCUUAUGAAAUCAUUUACCUACUAUGUAGUACUAAAUGCAUUAUUACCAUGCUUGCAAAUGUAUAUAAAAUUAUCAUUUGAUGUUA